Trichomonas vaginalis G3 is the source of this 588-nucleotide messenger RNA. RefSeq names its product small Rab GTPase RabD2. The record is from RefSeq and is a predicted model, not a curated record. The coding region runs from base 1 to 588 and encodes 195 amino acids. Gene Ontology annotation, molecular function: GTP binding; GTPase activity. The transcript has a single exon. NCBI's taxonomy places the organism in Eukaryota, Parabasalia, Trichomonadida, Trichomonadidae.
AUGAAUCCAGAAGUUGUAAAGGUCGUUCUGCUUGGCGAUAGUGGCGUCGGAAAAACAUCAAUUAUCAACAGAUUCAUGACUGGUAAAUACUCUGAGUCUCUCAAGCCAACAAUCGGCGCAGCUUUUGUUACAAAGAACGUUGUCGUCGAAGGCCAUAAUCUUGAGCUCAGAAUUUGGGAUACUGCCGGCCAGGAAGUUUAUCGUGGCUUAGCACCAAUGUAUUAUCGUAGUGCUAAUAUUGCCAUCAUUGUCUACGACGUCACAAACCAGCCAUCAUACGAAUCAGUCGACUAUUGGGUUGGAGAAUUAAAGAAGAACCUCAAAAAUUCAUCAGUUAUAAUGAUUUGCGGCAAUAAGGCUGAUUUGUAUGAUGACAGAGUCAUUCAUGAUUCUAGUGCUAAAGAUUUAGCAGCUGCCAAUGGUGCUCUUUAUUGCGAGACUAGCGCUUCAUCCGGCACUGGUAUUAACCAAUUGUUCGAUAUGACAAUCUCCAAGAUGUUAAAGGACAAUGCUGUUUCUGAAAAUGGUCAGGAAGGUGGCAUUGAUAUUAAGGAAGAUAAGAAGAAAGACAAAGGUUGCGCUUGCUAA